Oreochromis niloticus (Nile tilapia) is the source of this 4193-nucleotide messenger RNA. RefSeq lists its product as uncharacterized. Gene Ontology annotation, biological process: regulation of DNA-templated transcription. Lineage: Eukaryota; Metazoa; Chordata; Actinopteri; Cichliformes; Cichlidae. Bases 523 to 3921 code for a protein of 1132 amino acids. The record is from RefSeq and is a predicted model, not a curated record. The transcript is spliced from 12 exons. Gene Ontology annotation, molecular function: DNA-binding transcription factor activity, RNA polymerase II-specific; RNA polymerase II cis-regulatory region sequence-specific DNA binding.
CUCCUAUUAAAGACAGUGGUCCAGGAACAGCUAGCUCGCUUUCUUGUAACCAUUUGUAGGACAGCACGGUGAAACCGCUUACAGGUCCUAUUUUAUUUAUUUAUAUCGCUGGAACCAUAACUAAAGAAACCGUCGGAUUAAAAGUGUGCCACUUCCAACCAAAUCGUAAAAAUGAUGCCGCUUGCUCUUUUUUAACUUCAUGGAAACGCCCUGUCACGGUGCCGUCUCAGUUCAGUCCAUAACUACGGGGCGGCUUCCGACACCAAUCUGCCACCUAACCGCGCAUUUCCACUGGCCCAGGAUGGCACGCCUCUGGUCCGCUAUACGAGCCAAACCGUAAUCAACCAUUAUCUCCGCCCUCAGCCGAGCCGUAUCCAGGCAACGCUCUACUUCACUGGUUCCAAUGAGGUGACGUCAUUUAGGCGACAGGAGGAAGGAGCGCCAUGUUGAAAAAAAAAAAGUGAAAACAUUCCAGCUUCUCUUAGUUGCUCUGGUUUUCUGAACUGCAAAGAAGGAGAGAUCAUGGAGCCGCUGGUGCACUGGUCUCAUGAAGAGACCCGAGCGCUUAUCGGUGUGUGGUCAGAGGAGAAAAUCCAGCGUGACCUGGAGGAAUCCUUCAGAAACGAGACCGUUUACAGGGAGAUGUCAGGUAGGUUGGCUGCUCUGGGAAUAAGCCGCUCUGCUAAACAGUGCAGAGCCAAGAUAAAGAAACUUAAACAAGAAUAUAGAAACACGAGGAGACACGGUGAAAGGAGUGAGGCAGUUACAAAGACCUUCAGGUGGUAUGACGCUAUGGACGCUAUCAUGGGUGACAAGGGUGCCCGGACACAGAGCAGAGAGCGGCCGUCUUCUGUGGUACUGGAAGUCAUGGUUCCUGAUGUGGAAGCAAGUCCACCCACUGUAACAGACACUCCAGAAAACUGUACAACAUCCACCCAUUCACUGCCACUCACUCUGCCCAGACCAGCAGCUUGUCCUGCAGGGACCCCACAAGUAUCUUCCUUCUAUUCUGUUCACCUUCAUGAUUUUGAUGGUCCUUCUACAAGCAAUCCAGUCACCUCCACUGCUGUACAAACAUCAGUCAAAGACACCCCCUUGUGUUGUUGGUCGAGUAAAGAGGUCCAAGCAUUGCUGACCCUUUGGGCAAACCCCGAGGUUCAACAGGAGCUUCUCCUCAACGUGAGAAAUAAUAAAGUUUACACCUGCCUCAGUUCCAAACUGGCAUUGCUCGGUUUUAACAAAGCACCAAAGAAAUGCAGGGAGAAGAUCAAAAAGCUAAAGCAGGAGUACAAGAGGAUCAAGAACGGCCAGUACAGGGGUGGAAGCAGCAGUGUGUGGUUUGCCAUUAUGGAUGAAGUCCUCAGUUCCCAGGCUCUCACAGCAAAGCGUUCACAGACAGUGCAGCCUUCCUCCACAGUGCACUCCCUUGGUGUGCAGUCUGUUGCAAUGAAUGUGGAUACAGAUGAUGAAACACCGUGGUUGCCUGAUGAAGUCCAAGUGCUGGUGACACUUUGGGCACAACCAAACAUUCAGAAACAGCUUCUCACCGCAGCGAGCGAUCAGGUUUUCACGUACCUCAGCAGUGAGCUAUCACUGGUGGGGUUUAACAAGACACCACGUCAGUGCAGCGUCAAAGUGAAUGAGCUUAAAGAGGAGUACAAGAAAAUCAAGCAAAUGGAGCCAUAUGGAGUUGUUAAAGGCGACUGGUUUGCUAUUUUGGAUAGUGUUUUAGAUGCUGAUGGAGUGACUUUAAAAGAGGUGGAUUCAUGCGCUGUGCAGAAAAAGGCUAAAUCACCACAACAUGAGCAUGUGGAUGAUAAAUUGCGGGCUGUUUGGACACCAGACGAAGUCAGAGUUCUGCUCAGUCGAUGGGCAGAGGAAAGCGUCCAGGAGCAGCUUCGAUCAAAUCCGAGAAACGAGAGAGCCUUCGCUCAGCUGAGCUCCGAGCUCGCCACUCAGGGUUUUGAUAAGACCACGAGUCAAUGCAGGUCGAAAAUAGCACUCCUGACACAAAGGUACAGAAGGAUCAAGGCACAGGAAGACCCGGAAAAGCAAAAAAGCAGAUGGUUUGCCAUUAUGGAUGAAGUCCUCAGUCGCAGCAAGACAGACACUGAAACUAAACCAGUCAGAGAUUCAGAGCGUGCAUCUCUGCAGACAUCACAGCAGAGCCUACCUGACACAGCGGAGGGUUGCCGUUUGUCCGUCUCCUCGUUGUGCCUCCUGGUUCCAACUCUGCGUCUGAUGUGCGCCUUUGCCUGGCAGGUGGUUCAGUGUUGUAAUGUGGCACAGUACAGAAAGGUGGAGGAGCUGGUGAAGUUAGUGACGGAGGUGGCUCCAGAGCUGCUGACAGCCAGAGAGAGAGUGCAACUCCUCCUCAGACUGAGAGCCAGGCUUGUGCUGGAGUUGUGUCUCAGCGAGAACACGACUAACCUGCUGAAUAUCCAGCCCCACCUGAAUGUCAUCCGAGACCUCACCUUAAGCUGUGAACAGGAGGAUGCCACCGAGCUGGAAAAUUCAAAGUCCAACUUUGUGGAGGUUGUUCAUGCCAUACUGGAGAACCCAGAGGAGAGACAGAGGUUUUAUAAGGAGGUCUUCUCCAUAUACUAUGGCAAACAGUAUGAUGUCACACUGCAAACUUUGGUGUGGAAAUUCAUCUCCAGGCUGGAUAAUCUCUUACCAAUCCCUGAUAUUAGACAGACUGCACAGUGGCUCAGCUUCGCUCCCUCUGUCACAGAAGAAUGUGCACGCCUUAUUUUGGAACCUGAUCAGCUGAAGGCGCUACUGAACUUCCAUCAGCAACAGUCAGGAAACACAAACAAACGCUGUUCUCAAGCUGAUGAGAAUAUGUUUUUGCCAAAGCUGUCGUUUAAUCCCAAAGAAAACUUCCAGCAUGUUUCAGCACAACUGGAUGAAAUUUCAAGCAGCAAAGAUGAAAGACGGUUUGAUUACAGCGAGGCCGAAGAGCCAGCUGAUUGCAAAGCACCUGUGAAGGGCUGCGGGAAAGAAAGUGAAGACCUAAAGUUAAAACAUGAACAAAGCGAUGGCAUGGCACCUUCAGACUGCUCAGAUUUAAAUUGUACACCUUUGCAGCUGCAGACCUGCUCUCUGUGUCCCUACUCUGACAGCCAUGUGUCAGGACUUCUCAGGCACAUCAGAGAAGAGCAUCUGAUCCAGGAAUCUAGUCAUCUUCCUAUCACAGAUCCUGGGAAAGACUGCGUCUUUCAGAGAGUCAUAGAUCAAACGUUCACUCCUAAGAUGAGGAGGAUAACGGACACUUGUGAGUAUUGCGGGAAGGUCUUUAAGGAUGUAUCAGCCCUAACCAGCCACAUUAAAACACACACUCUUCCAUUCCACUGUGACAAGUGUGACAAGAAGUACUCCUCCAAGUGGUCGCUGACAGUGCACCGUCGGAUUCACACAGGCGAGACUCCAUAUCUGUGUUCGUACUGCGGUCAAGGCUUCAGGUCUUCAAAUAUCCUCGCUCUGCACGUCCGUAUACACACAGGAGACCGCCGCUACAAAUGUCCCAUAUGCGGAAAAACGUCAAUCCAGCAUCUGUCGAGACACAUGCGCAUGCACCGAGGGGAAAAGAACUAUCUGUGUACAGAGUGCGGGAAGGCUUUUCUGUCCUCUGGGGAGCUGAGGCUUCACAUGAGAUUUCACACAGGCGAGCGGCCGUACACGUGCAAACACUGCGGGAAAGGCUUCAUCGCAAAGUGCCUGCUGACCGUUCACACCCGCCAGCACACGGGGGAGAGUCCUUAUAGGUGCUCGCUGUGUCCGAAAUCCUUCCGCACUUUGAGAGCGCAGAAAAGACACCUGGUGAUACACUCGAGCAAAAAGUCUUUCCAGUGUUUGAAAUGUGGUAAAAUAUUCAGGCAAGAGGAAACUUUCAAAACACAUGCUGAUACUCACAAAUGAUUUAAAGGGGACCUAUUAUGCUACCACUUAUAUUCUGUCCAAAUUUUCAAGUUGUGCAGUCAGGGUUCAAACAGGAAAAUUCCAGAAGCCAAAACUUCAGGCUUCAGACUGCUAUAAAUGCUUGGCGUGCGCCAAUGUUUUUUUUUUCCCCUCUCUUGGAUCUUUAUGAUGUUAUUUAGAGCAAACCCACAAGGGGCAAACAGUCAGGGGAGCAGACAGAGAGCCAACAGUGACUAAACUAAGAGGCUGAGAUAUCUAAGGUAUAUUUUUAA